AUGGAACCGAAGAAAGAGUCGAUAGAUGUUAAUGUAUGCCAACCAUCCGGGGAAUCACUGAGCGAUGGCAGACUUCAGUCGUCCGAGCCACAGAUCUAUACGAAGGCGUCACAGCUCGAGAUAGGUGAAGAUGAGGAUAACUCGUACGCUAAAAUCCCAAACUCCUUUAUUAUGUGUGAGAUGGACGACACUGACCUUAGCAGUGCACCUCCAGAGGUACGAGCGAGCGUUCCCACCGAGGAUGAAGAUGUCCCAGUCAAUACGUUUCGAGCAUGGUUCUUGGGGGUGGUUGGAACUAUGGUCCUCACAGCUCUGAAUCAGUUUUUUCAGCUUCAUUCUCCACCUUUAUUUCUAUCUGCAUAUCUAGCGAUUCUCGUGACGUUUCCCUGCGGAAAACUCUUGGAAGCUGUGUUGCCCAUGAGAACAUGGCGCGUGCUGGGCUGGGAUUUUACCUUGAACCCAGGGCCAUUCAACCAAAAGGAGCACUGUAUCGUGGCUAUAAUGGCAUCUCUCGUGACUGCUUUUGACAAUGGAUCUCUUGCGACGGAUGUCUAUGUCGCCUUUGAGAAGUUCCUUCAUAUUCCGAUUUCCCUCGGUUACAGGCUUAUGUUCCUUCUUACCAGCCAGGCCUUGAGCUUUGGAAUUGCAGGAUUGUUUCACAAAUUUCUCAUUGAGCCUGCAGCGUGUGUUUGGCCGGGAGUGCUUCCGACGUGCUCACUGCUUUACACCAUUCAUUUACGGAAUAAACGGAACGAGAAAGCCAAUGGCUGGAAGAUUAGCCGCAUGAAGCUCUUCGCUGUGAUCAUUCUUUGUGGAUCGCUCUACCAGUUUCUUCCUGGCUUCCUGUUUACCGGCCUCACGACGUUUGCCUGGAUUACUUGGAUUGUUCCUCAGAAUGUCACCGUUAACCAGGUCUUUGGAGCAGUCUCGGGGAUGGAUCUACUCCCACUGACAUUGGACUGGAACCAAAUCACUGGCUAUCUUGGAUCACCCCUACUUGUCCCCACAUGGGCAUUGACCAAUGUGUUCUGCGGGAGCGUACUGUUCCUCUGGAUUGUGUCCCCGGCAUUGCACUGGAGCAAUGUGUGGGAAGGACUGUAUUUCCCAUUCUCUUCGUCGCAAAGCUUUGACAACACAGGCAAGCCGUACAACACAAGCCGGGUGAUGAAUCCAGAUUACUCGCUGAACCAAACUGCCUAUCAUGAAUACUCACCCGUGUUUCUGUCAACGACGUCUGUACUGUCAUACGGACUGGGAUUUGCUGCCGUGGCUUCAAUUAUCGUCCAUACCGCACUCUAUCACCGCCGCGAAUUAUGGAACGGUCUCCUUGCCAGCAUUGGGAGAUCAAAUGCCGAGAAACCAGACAUUCACGCCAGGUUGAUGAAAAAGUACAACCAAGUCCCGAUGUGGUGGUAUGGAGGCAGCUUCCUAGCCAUAUUCGGCAUCAGCAUCGCCUUCCUCUACGUCUACGAUACAGGGCUUCCCUGGUACGGCUUGGUUCUGGCGAUCGCGCUCAACAUCGUGCUUUUGUUGCCAACAGGGCUUAUGAUGGCUUACUGCAACAUAAAGCUAUCGACUGCUGUUAUAUCCGCGCUCAUCGCGGGGUACAUCUGGCCUGGGAAGAUGAUGAAUAACGUGGUCUUUAAGAUUUUCACCUUGGUCUCCUCAGCUCAGGGACUUGGAUACAUUCAGUGCAUGAAGCUUGCCCACUACAUGAAAAUCCCUCCACGCGUCACAUUCGCUGCACAGUGCACCGGGAUUAUCGUCUCCUGGCUGACACAGACAGCAGUCAAUGUGUGGGCAAUGGGGAACAUCGAGAAUAUUUGCACUCCAGACGCCAGUAACAACUUUUACUGCCCUCUAGCAGCAGGAUACGCGACCAACGCUCUAUUCUGGGGCCUCAUCGGACCCAAGAGACUCUUCUCGCCGGGCUCAAUGUACCGACCUAUGCUGUGGUUCUUUCUCAUUGGCACCGUUACCCCCAUCAUACUAUAUUUACUAGAUCGACGCUUCCCACGAGCCAUGCUAAGAAAGAUCCAUCUCCCCGCCAUCUUCGCAUCCACCGCAUCGAUCCCACCCGCCACCGCGGCAAACUACAUGGCCUGGGGCAUAGUAGGCUUGUUCUUCAACGGCCAUCUGAAACGCAGAUACCAGCACUGGUGGAUGAAAUACAACUACAUCCUGUCGGCGGGGCUCGACGCCGCGCUCGCGGUGGGGAACUUCCUCAUCUUCUUCUGCCUUGCGUACCCGGGGGUUCGUGUAAAGUGGUUCGGGAACGAGAUCACCACGCGGACGGCUGAUGGGAUGGGUGUGCCGCUGCGCACGGUGGAACCGGGGCAGACGUUUGGGCCGAGCACUUGGACUUAG
Messenger RNA from Aspergillus clavatus NRRL 1, 2367 nucleotides. It is a transcript of the gene optC, whose product is annotated as small oligopeptide transporter, OPT family. The transcript has 7 exons. Gene Ontology annotation, molecular function: oligopeptide transmembrane transporter activity. Gene Ontology annotation, biological process: transmembrane transport. Lineage: Eukaryota; Fungi; Ascomycota; Eurotiomycetes; Eurotiales; Aspergillaceae. The record is from RefSeq and is a predicted model, not a curated record. The coding region runs from base 1 to 2367 and encodes 788 amino acids.